This is a messenger RNA of Pygocentrus nattereri (red-bellied piranha), 687 nucleotides long. It is a transcript of the gene tnni2b.1, whose product is annotated as troponin I type 2b (skeletal, fast), tandem duplicate 1. The coding region runs from base 107 to 637 and encodes 176 amino acids. The record is from RefSeq and is a predicted model, not a curated record. Gene Ontology annotation, biological process: muscle contraction. Gene Ontology annotation, cellular component: troponin complex. Lineage: Eukaryota; Metazoa; Chordata; Actinopteri; Characiformes; Serrasalmidae. The transcript has 7 exons.
UGUUCCCUCUGGCAUAGAGCCACAUGCUUUCUUCCAUCUGAUCCCCUCAGCACUUCUCUGUCUCUCUCUGUCUCUGCUGAAAGGGGGACAUAAAGAAGUGGCCAAGAUGUCUGAGAAGAAGAUGACAUCCAGCCGUCGGCACCAUCUGAAGAGCUUGAUGCUACAGAUCGCUCAGGGGUUUCUUGAGGCCGAGGCUGCAGAAGCAGAGGAAGAGAAGCAGAGAUACAUGGACGAGAACUGCCCUUCACUCUCUCUGCCUGGAACAAUGCAGGAUCUGCAGGAUCUAUGUAGGAAGUUACACCAGCAGAUUGAUCUUGCUGAUGAGCAGAGAUAUGACAUGGAGAGCAAAGUGGCAAAGUCCAAUAAAGAGAUCGAUGAUCUGAAGUUGAAAGUGCAGGACCUGAAGGGCAAGUUCAAGAAGCCAGUUCUGAAGAAAGUGCGCAUGUCUGCUGAUGCUAUGCUGCAGGCUUUGCUCGGCUCCAAGCACAAGGUUUCGAUGGACCUGAGGGCCAACCUCAAGCAAGUCAAGAAAGAGACUAAAGAAGAGGAGAAAGAGUCUGUGGGUGACUGGCGUAAGAACAUCGAGGAUAAGGCUGGCAUGGACGGCAGGAAAAAGAUGUUUGAGUCAGAGGCAUAAAUUUGUUAUUUGUAGAUUAUUUUACAUUUAAAUUAGAUGAUUUAUUUGUU